AUUCCUUGUCCCAGUUUUGCCUCAUGCCUCGACGCUGGCUCGUGUCUGCUGUGCGAUCAUUUCACUCAAGCAGUCCGAAAUGGAGGAUUGGCUCCUUCAGCCGAUUCGGUCCCGACUUGGUUCCGAGUAAGGGCGCGGUUUCCGUAUAUCGUUUUUUUACUCGACUCAAAACCCACCUGCCAUUCGUUCGGGACUCCUGCCAAUUGCCGAAGCGGCCAGAGAGCGAAGCGGAUCUUCCUCGUUUAAGUCAGUAUUCGGCAGCCGAACCAUCCGAAUUCACCGCUCGGCUGCCCCGUUGAUUCCGACGGCUUUACUAGACGCGGCUCGCGUGAACGAAGACUGCUGAACCCGCAUCUCGCGGCCGGAUUGAUCCAUGUCGGGCGUGGGAAUUCUCAAAACCCAACGCUUCUCACGGGCUGAUUGAUCCAUGUCGGACGUGGCUGAAGGUGCAGCGCAGUGGCAAGCCGGCUUCUAAGUCGGCUCGAAAGCAGAAUCCGCAUCUCACGGCGGACAUGGCGGAAGGUGCAGAGCAUGAUGACAUGCGACGAGCGCAUGCGAUUGACCCGGGCGAAGUGCGAGGAGACUCAUCCCCCCCGUAUCUCACGGCGCCCGGAACAUGUCGUGCACUUCGCCCCGCGUAUCUCACGGCGGACCUGGCGGAAGGUCAGCUGCACGGUGCAGUGCACAGCACGAUACGUUAUGAGACGACUCGAGGCUCGCAGGAACGAAGAUUCAUGGGUCCGCAUGUCACGGCAGCCAUGGCUGAAAGUCAGUGUCAAGAUGCAGUGCACGACAUGGGAGGAGGGGGUGGCGCUCGUGUUGAGGCGCCUCAAAACUCGCCUCAAAAUUUUGAUGCGCCUCAACUAUCGCCUCGAAAUUCCAGUGCACCUCAAAAAACAGUGCACGCCAUGGGAGGAGGGGGUGGCGCUAGCCCGGGCGGAGUGCUGGACAGCUGGGGAGGGGAAGGGAGGGGGCAAAUGACCGGGACAAGGAACGAGGAAGGGAUUGGGACAGGGCCUGGACGAAGAGGGAAGGGAGGCCGCACGGGGAGACGGAAAGGGACGGGAACGGGGGAUGGUCGAGAACGAGGGACAGAGAGAGAGACAGAGAGAGAGACAGAGAGAGAGACAGGGACAGGGACAGGGACAGGGACAGGGACAGGGACAGGGACAAGGAAAGGGACAAGGAAAGGGAAGGGGAGGGGAAACGAGAGAGGGAUAGAGACAGGGAAAGAGGGAGCGACGGUAGCGAUAGGGGCAGAGAAGGGGACAGAUGGUGCGACAGAGGAAGGGACAACAGCAGGGACAGAGAAAAAGUCAACCGUAGGGACCGAGGAAAAGUCAACGGUAGGGGCAGAGAAAAAGUCAACAGUAGGGGCAGAGAAAAUUUCAACAGUAGGGACAGAAACGGGGGCAGGGACGGAGGAAGGGACAAGAAAGGGUAUGGAGAAAAGGAGAGGGGAUGGCACAGGAGGAGGGAGGGAGGAAGGGACGGUGACAAGGACGGCACUAGCACGAGCAGCAAUCCGAGAAAAGAGCCGAGCAGCUGCCUUGGAGUUGUUCCAGCGAUCAAAGAGCUGCAAGGUGCGAUCAAGGGGCGCGCGUGGGAUGGCGACAGCAGAGGAGGCAGGUGAGGAGGGAGGUAGUGCUCUGCCUCAGUCCAGCCGUCGUGUUGUCCGAGCAAAGAGCCGAGCUGCUGCUUUGGAGUCUUUCCAGCGAUCAAAGAGCUGCAAGGUGCGAGGAAGGGGCGAGCAUGGGAUGGAGGCAGCUGCGGAGGGCGGUGGUGAGAUGAGGGGUGCUCUGUCUCAGUCCAGCCCUCAAGCAGCGCUUAAUGCGAAGGGCCAAGCAGCAGCAGCAGCAGCGGAGGCUUUUCAGAGGUCCAAGAACUGCAAGGUACGAGGCAGGCGGGAGCACGGGGCUGGGGAAGAGGGGGAAGAGGGGGAAGGGGAAGAGGGGGAAGGGGAAGAGGGGGGAGGGGAAGAGGGGGAAGGGGAGGGGGGUGCUCUUGGUAGGGCGAGGAGAGCAAGGGCAGGGAGCGGAGUGGAGGUGGUUGGAGGUGAGGACGAGAGGAUGAACCACCCAGCUGUGCUCAGCAGACGGCACCAGUCAUUAGGCGGGAUGGGGCAUGGCGAUAUUAGCGUCAAUGGAGGGCAGAAAGCAAGCGUCGUGAAGGGGGAAGGGAGAGGAGCAUAUCUAGGGGGGAGUGGGAUCGCCAGUCAAGAUGCAUUAUGGGCGCCGCAGCAGCAGCCGCAGCAGCAGGAGCAGCAGCAGGAGCAGCAGGAGGUGGAGGUCAUAGCAAAGAGUGGUAGGGAGGAGGCAUCAGUUGUUGGAGACAAGCGGAGGCAGUGGCAGUGGGCGAAUCCCAGGGUUUUGUGGGCAGCACCAGCGCGCUUGACCCCGCGACUGACCCAAUGCUUUGCGAUUCCUGCAGGGGGGGAGUGGCGGCAGUGGGGAGCAGACUCGGGGGAGGAAGAUGAUGAGGAAGUGGGCGAGGAAGGAGGUGAGGCGGCAGGUCACAGGGCGCACCUGUUUAGAAGCAAGAGUACCCCCGGGCGGGAUAGAGGGCAGAUGAGAACACAUGGAGCAGCAGCAGCAGCAGCAGCAGCAGCGGUAUAUGGUGUGAUUGAUGUGCCACCAUAUGGUGUAGCAACAGCAGCACAUGGAGCAGAGGAGGAUGGGCAAGUCAUGGCAAUGCGUGCCGUGAGAUCACAACCAAUGCAAGGCUGUGUCUCAUGCUCCAAGUGCUCUGCUGCACCCAAGGUUUCUGCUGCAAGUGCCACCUGCUGGACGGCCUCCAGUCUCCCUUUCUCCCGAGCCACACUCCCUGCCACACCUGCCAGCUGUCUUCCCACAGCCUCCACUGUCUCUUCCUCUCCCACCACCAACGCUCUCUCGUCUACUCCCACCAAUCUCUCCUGUAACCGCACCAUCAACACUGGCUCUGCUCCUACCACACAAUCCCACGCCCUCCCCUUCCUCUCAACAACCGACUCGGAAUUGCCAACUGUUGACACAUCUGCUGUGAACGCGGCAGCUCCUGUGGCUGCAGCAACGUGGGAUCCUCCCGUCUCAGCUGCCCCUGACAUGGAACCCACCAUCGGAUCGCCAUCCGCUCGCCUCCUGACCUGCCCCUCCUCUGCCCCUGGCCCGUCCUUCAUGGCUAUUCGCACACACGCACUAGCCAGACUCGGCCCUCUGCUGCUCUCCGAUCUGUCUGCGCACCCCGCUGCUGAUUCUGCUGUUGAUGCUGCUGCUGCUGCUGCUGCUGCUGCUGCUGCUGCUGCUGCUGCUGCUGCUGCGGCUGCUGCUGAUUCUGCUGACCCCGCUUCCGCUUCUGCUUCUGCUUCUGCUGCUGCUGUGGAUGCUGCUGGAGCGACGCAUGCCUCUCCGUCAUCCUCGCUUAAGUCAUCCCCAUUAAAUGCAUCGUCGCUAAAGUCAUCCUCGCUGUAUUCAUCCUCAUUAAAGGCAUCCUCGUUGAAGUCCCCUUCGGUACCUGCACAAGAAGCACAGGAGUCUGAAGCCACAACGUGCAAGUCAGAAUCACUGCAACCCCGUGUCAAGUCAGAAUCACUGCAACCCCGUGUCAAGUCAGACGCGGAACCCAUCGCACCAGGGCCCCCCUUGACACCGCAGUCGCCCCGCCCACCCAUGACUCCCAAGUCCCCUCACAGCCAGCUGCUCAGUCGCCAGUACACCAAUUCUAUCUCCUCACCCAGCAGUGUCUCCUCCCCUCGCACUGCCUCCUCCCCUCACGCUGCUAAGUCCCCUCACACUGCUAACUCCCCUCACAGCAGACUACUAAGACGUCGUUGCACCGACCCUAUCUCCUCACCUAACAGUUCGUCCUCUCCUCACACUGCUUCCUCGCCCCAAACUGCUUCCUCCCCUCAUGCUGUUUCGUCCCCUCUCCCUCACGCUGCCUCCUCCCCUCACGCUGCCUCCUCCCCUCACGCUGUCUCCUCCCCUCACACUGCUAAGUCCCCUCACAGCAGACUGCUAAGGCGUCGAUACACCGACCCUAUCUCCUCACCUAACACUGCCCCCCCUCCCCAAACUGCCCCCUCUCCCCACACUGCCCCCUCUCCCCACACUGCCCCCUCUCCCCACACUGCCCCCUCUCCCAACACUUCCCCCUCUCCCCACACUGCCCCCUCUCCCCACACUGCCCCCUCUCCCCACACUACCCCCUCUCCCAACUCUGCUUCAUCCCCUCACACCCCAAAACCUCAUCUCAGAUCUAAGCCCUCGCGAUCUUCUUCCUCCCCCCACCCUCCUCACUCGCACCAUAAAUCACAACCCUUCACUCCUGCUACCAGUGAUAAUGCCACUCCGACCCUCGCUAACGCCACUGCAACCAGUGCUAACGCCACUGCUACCAAUCUUAAUGCCACUGCGACCAGCGCUAAUGCCACUGCGACCAGCGCUAAUGCCACUGCGACCAGCGCUAAUGCCACUGCGACCAGGGUUAAUGCCACUGCUACCAGCGCUAAUGCCACUGCUACCAGCGCUAAUGCCACCGCUACCAGUGCCAAUACCACCUCUACCCGUGCCAAUGCCACCGCUACCAGUGCCAAUGCCACUGCUACCAUUGCCAAUGCGACCGCUACCAGCUCUAAUGCCAUUGCCACCGGCACUAACGGCAGCCUCCCCCCCUCAGGCCCUUCUCCUGUUGCCCGCCUGCCAUGCCAACCCCCCAUUGCACCCCACCCCCCCAUCACUCCCUCUGGAACAACCCGCAUCGCCACCACACCUUCCCGUGCAAUCCGCCUGCCUUCCAACAAGCAUGCUGCUUCACCGCACACUCCCCCCACACCCUCUGCUACAACCUCUCUCCAUGCUGACUCUCCCAAUGCCAGUCCUGCUACAGCCCCCCCGCCCAUCUUUUCGGCCAGUGCCGUCUGCCUGCUUCCCAAGCAUGCUAUUGCGCCCUACACCCCCACCACACUCUCUGUUACAGCCUCUAUCCAUGCAGACUCCCCUAAGGGAAAUCCAGCUGGGGAAGAUCUUGCUGCUACAGCCCAACCCCCCACCACUCCCUCUGCUACUACCUCUCUCCGUGUUGAUUCUCCCAAGGGCGGUCCUGUUGCAACCGCACCUCCUUCGAAGCCUGCUAUUGCACCCCAUCCCCCCACCACAUCUUGUGCUGCACCCUCUCGCUGUGCAGAUGAAGGCGCAGUAGCACUGGUGGGAACGGUGUUUCACGAUGCCACGGAGUUAGACGGCAGAGAAGCACUAGAAAUCGCGGCAGUGGCACAAGCAGCAGCAGCAGCGACACAAGCAGCAGCACUGCCACACGUGCAGACACCGGAUGCUGCAAAGCAGCCCAAGAUACCUCCUCUGGUGAUUGGAUCAGAAGGAGGCGCCCAGGCAAGCCAACGAGAGCUGAAUAGAGAGAUGAGAUUGCCAAGGGCAGUGCGGGGAGGAGGCGGAGAAGCAGGAGAAAGAGGAGGUGGAAGACUAGGGGGGAAAGGAGGGCAGUUCAUACCCCCUCUGAUGGAUGGUGUGAUGGAUGGUGUGAUGGAUGGCUUGAAAGAAAGCGUGACAAACACGCAGCGCUGGUCCGUGGUGAGGAGGGAGCAGAGGAGAGGGGAGGCAGGAGAGAAGGGAGGAGAGGAGAGAGGAGAGGAGCGGGGGAUGGGUGGGAGAAAGGAGUGGAGAGGGGAGGGAAGUUGGACGAGAAGAGGGGAGGGGGGAGAGGAUGGAGGAGUGGAGGGAAAGGAGAGGGUGGGAGAGGGGGCAAGAGUGAGUGGGGUGAGGGGCGUGGAGGAAAGCAGGGAUGGGAGAGAGAGGGGAGAGGUGGGGUAUGACGAGGAGGGGCAGACGGGGAGAGAUGGGGGGGAUUCAGGUGGAGGGGGGAGUACGGAGGAGUUGAGAGAGGCGAGACCAGAUGAACAGGGAGCAGAGAGAAACGAGGAGACUAGAGGGGAAGGGAGAGAGGUGGAAAAUGAGGAGAAGAGAGAGGAAGGGAGAGGAGACGGAAGCGAGGAGAGGAGAACGGAAGGGGGAGGGGAGGAAGGCAGGAGGACGGGAAGACAGGAGGGUUUGAGGAGGAAAGGGGAGCUGAUGGAUAGGCUGAGAAAGGCUGGAGUGGAACGGGUAUGUAGUAGGACAAGCGAAGAGGGUGAGCAGGAAAUGGGGUUGGAAGGUGCGAAGGGUAACACCGCGCACCAAAAUGGCGUCAGGGGGAAGCUGAUGGGGAAAGCAGCGGAAAGCGGAAGGGAGGGAAGCGGUAGGAGAGGAGAGGGAAGAGGGGGUGAAGGAGGGGGACAGAAGGUAGUAGCUGAAUGGAGGCAGGAAGAAAGAGGGAGUUUUGGCAGCAGAUCCGUGCUCGAACAGAGAUCAGUACAGAGGGGCAUGGACAGUAGAACAGGAGCAGCAGCAGGCAGCAGAGCAGAAGGCGGAGCAGCAGGCAGCAGCAGAGCAGAAGGCGGAGCAGCAGGCAGCAGCAGAGCAGAAGGCGGAGCAGCAGGCAGCAGCAGAGCAGAAGGCGGAGCAGCAGGCAGCAGCAGAGCAGAAGGCGGAGCAGCAGGCAGCAGCAGAGCAGGGGUCAAGCACAGCUCCAUGCAUGAGACGGGGAGAGGCGGGUGGCAGAGAGGCCGGCAGUGGUGGGAGGAGCGAGAGAAGACUCUAGAAGGCAGAGGGAGGGAGGGCUGGAGGUUGGCUGAGGAGAGGGGUAUCACCAGGCCCAUAACUGCAGUGGGGUUUGGAAGUGGCACUGUAGCUGGAAGCAGUGGUGUAAAUAUGGAGAAUUAUAGAAGGCCAGUAACAGGGGAUGGGGAUGGGAUGAUUUCUGGAUGGGUGGGGCGUGAUCGUAACCAAGCAAGAAACGGAGUGCUUUCAGAGAGUGAGGGGGGGCGCAGAGGCAUGUGGGGUGCAGGAUUUGAUGGGCGUGAUGAGUAUGGGGAGGGCGUGCGGAGGACAGGCGUUAGAGGUGAGAACCAAGGAGUGGGCAUGGGAAGUGCAGGGGCCACAGGUGACCGAAGAUUUGGAGUGGGCGCGGGAGGUGCCGGACUGGGAGGCAUUCAGGGGCACAGCAUGGUUGUGGGAGGUAGGCGGUACUGCGUGGGCUCUAGAGGGGUGGUGGUUCCAGAAUGGGUGGACUUGUAACCAGUCACGAUACGUGUCACACCUAGGGUGCGAUUGUAGUACGUACGUACUAGCUGUCAAGAGUAAAGUUUAGAAGGGUCAAGACAAUUGGGUAUAUCUAACAGCUGAACCCUGUAUGAGCCUGAAGGGGGCAGAUGUUAGAGUAGCGGGAAAAGUGGUGACUAAGGGAAAAUGUAGAGGCAUACAAAACUAGGGCUGUACUCGCUAAGAACUAAACUAGCUAGGCUACAAAUAAAUAUGACAUAGCUAAUCUAUAUAAAUAUAUUUGUUGACA
Closterium sp. NIES-67 is the source of this 7380-nucleotide messenger RNA. The record is from the annotation of a GenBank genome assembly. Lineage: Eukaryota; Viridiplantae; Streptophyta; Zygnematophyceae; Desmidiales; Closteriaceae.